AUGCUCAAGGGCAACAGCAACCACGACGAUGUCAGCGAUGACGACUUUGUUAGCGAAAAGCAGAUUUUCCAAGGCCCGAACAAAACCAUCCUGACGCUGGAAUCCAUCCACGUCGUAAAAGGGAUCGACAAACAUGUAAAGAAGAGGAUAGAGGAGGGGAAAGUAUACCUCAGCGAUAUAAGUCCUGUGAAGAAUGCAGAAAUUGAAGAGGCCUUUUUAAAGAGCCUACGUGACAAUGCCUUAAAAAAUAACAUCAUAAGUAAAAAAAAAUAUUAUAGUGGCAAGUCCACUAAAGAUUUGAACAUUAAAAUUGAAGAGAACUACAAAUGCUUCAGCUUAGACCAUGCCCAGGCGCAGGGUGGGGGGCCCACCGAUCCGGGCGACCCAGGUUGGCACAGUGGUGGCAACAAGUUAAGCAGCCCCAAUGAUAGUGAAGGGGUGGGCAGCGGAGAAGUGGGCAGGAGGUCGAAAAAGGGGAAGCCGAGACGGAAACACAGGGUGCCCCAGAAGGAUAAGGACAACGGGGAGGAGGAGAAGAAGAAGCACGACGAAGACGAUGUGGACGAUGUGGUCGAUGUGAACGAUGUGGACGAUGUCGACGGUGACGACGAAAAGGGGGAUGACCACAACGGGGGCGAAGCGCCCAAUGACGAAGCCGAUAACGAUGCCCCCAACCAAGCGGAGGAGGCGGGGCAGCCCUACUACAACCGAAUUAACUCCUUUGUGCGGAAGAGCCUAAAACCGAGCCUGCUGGAAAAAUUCUCCUUCAACGAUUUCCCAGAGUUGCUCGAAAGAGAAACGAUCGAUUACAUAAAAAAAAAGGAGAGAAAGUUACAAAAAAAAAGGUUAAACGCGAAUUUGGAGGCCCUAAGGUUGCAGUACAUACCGAUUAAUAAUGACAAGUUUAGAAACAUUCCAAGAGAAAUUAAGGAAAAUAUUUUGGCCCUAUUCGCCUGCAUCAUAAUCAAACAUAUAGACUCCUUUGACGAUAUACAAGUGCAAAACCAUUUGGAGGAAUUGUCCAGAAAUUUCCUCAAACAGAUGUCAGAUCUACUGAUCAUAGACCCCCUAGCGUACAAGUGCAUUAUGAAGCCUCUGGAGCAGAGGGAGCUCAUCAGGGACAUCACAGGCGAUAAAAAAAUAUACCAGCUGUAUGAAAAACCAUUUAUAGAUAAUUUAUUGGUACAAAUACAGGACCUCCAAGCAGGCAUAGAUUUGAAGUUUAAAAAAGUGGUGGAAGAAUUGAACAACGAAAUGGACUUUUGGCAAAAUGACCACAUUACUGAUGAGCAUAAUAAUGAUCUCCUUAGUGAUGUGGAGAGGGACAUGCGGUACGGCGUUGACAGGUGCUACAGCAACAGUAGCAACCUUCUCGAGGAUGAUGAAGACGAUAAUGGGGACAGCAGGAGCGAUGCCAGAAAUUUGUCCUCCGCUCGGGGGAGCUUUAUCCAAAGAGAAAUUGAUGAAUCGUACAGCGGGGAGGCCAUCCAUGAUUACUUUUCUAUGGGAGAUAAUAAAGCCGCAAGAGGUUGUAACAAAAACGGGAGAGGUGACCACCCAGCGGUACGUACCACUUGUGCCCCCCCCCCGGUAGUACCUUGUGGAAAGGGCGAGCAAACUUCCGUUGACACACAGAGUGGGAAGAAAAGGAACAAAGCGAAUCCCCCGCAGAAUGAAAAGAGGGCCCCCCCGGAAUGUCACGGGGGAGGCGCCCGAGUGAUGCAGGAGAGGGGCGGCAGUGUGUGUGACGAAAAGGGGGGCAGCGCUCCUCCAGGAGGGGACGUGGAUGGUCAGGGUGGGGCAGACGGCAAUGUAAUGACAAGCAGCAAUGGGAUGACCAGCGGUAGAGCACUCGGCGAGGGGAAAGAACCCACGCAGGGUGAAUCUACCAAUGAAGAUGCUAGUAAAACUGCCCAUGAGGCCCCCCACCAGAACGAGCAGGAAGUCAACCUGGGGGAUGGCCCCCCCAAACAGCCAGGCGGAAGCAACCGCGCUGACAUGAAGCAGUGCAAAGGUGGGAAAACUCCCGGGGAGUCGGAGAAGAAGGACGUGGAAGAAUCGUUGCAGUCGAAGGUGGAGCAAUCGGGGGAGGUGGAACCCACCAAACCGGAGUGUACCAAAGUUGCGCCUGACCAACGCGAGGCGAACCAAACGGGCAAACCCAACACCAAGGGCGGUAGGAACACUCCCGCGGAGGAAACCACCCCCGAUGGAAAGGAUCGCCAAAGCGUGGGUGCGAGCAUACAGGCGAGGAUCAAAACGAGCAUCACCCGCUCCGAGACGUUCGAAGGAGAAAGCGACUACGAAGAGAGCGACAUCGACAAGCACCUAAACCACGGGGUCCCCACGAGAGGACCCGAAGUGAAGUCCGUGCUGUUGAGAGAUUUAAUCACAACGUACAUCAUGACAGGUAAUAACAAUGCGAGGAUACAAUUAUAUUUCCAGAUGUUCGCCAGAUGCUUAAAAAUAAAUGAGUUAUUAAUUUUAAGAAUAGAAGAAAAUUUGGCGGCAGAUUUAAUAAGUGCUUUACAGGCAUCUACAAAUGAGACUUCCAAACGGAAGAACAUAAGGAGAAUAAAAAUAGCAGCUGCUGCGCUAGGUGGGGGAGCGUUGAUAGCCUUCACCGCAGGGUUAGCUGCUCCUGGCAUUAUAGCAGGGUUGACUGCCCUAGGUGCUGGGGGAAGUAGCCUUACAGCCUUCCUAGCAUCAGCUAGCGGUUUGGCCUUUAUCGUGUCCUUGUUCGGUGCAGGAGGAGCUGGGUUGACAGGGUACAAAUACAGCAGGAGAAUAGCAAACAUAAGAACCUUCGAAUUUAUAAUGCUAAAUGGAAGUCUCUCAAAAUCGCUAAGUGUAUGCGUAUGUGUUAGUGGGGAAAUACAAACAGAUGAAGAUAUAACCAACCCAUGGAUUGACGUGUUCCCCAAUUGUUACUGUGAUUUGUAUGCCUUAAAAUGGGAAAACCAUUUGCUAAAAACAUUGGGUUCUUUGAUCGAGACUAUGUUGUCCCAAGAAUUUGCAAUAACGGCUAGUCGCAUAUGGUUGCAGUACACCAUAGCUAGUACGCUCAGUGCCGCCUUGACGUGGCCACUGGCGCUAAUUAAAUAUGCCUCAAGCCUGGAUAACGUUUAUUUGCUCAUACGGGAGAGAGCGCAACAGGCAGGAAGAAUACUAGCAGAUGCUCUAAGUGAUAAAAAUACUGUUGGCCAGAGACCGGUUAUCCUCAUCGGGUACUCUGUUGGAGCUCGGGUCAUUUUUUACUGCCUAAAAUAUUUGCACGCAAAAAAACUCUACAACAUAGUUAGCAAUGCUAUAUUUAUAGGCCUCCCUGCAACUACCAGCACCAGGGUGUGGGAGAAAAUUAGGAUGGUGGUGACCAACCGAGUGAUUAAUGUGUAUUCGAAGAAUGACUGGCUGCUGGGGUUCCUCUACAGAUACAUGGAGUGGAAGCUAAGCGUCGCGGGGCUGAUUGCGGUGAAUGUGCCCAACGUGGAGAACUACGACGCCAGUGGGAUUAUUCACAGCCACUUGGAUUAUAAGAGGAAGCUCAAGGACAUCUUUAAUUUGAUCAACUUCGACAUGUGA
This is a messenger RNA of Plasmodium vivax (malaria parasite P. vivax), 3582 nucleotides long. RefSeq lists its product as hypothetical. Lineage: Eukaryota; Apicomplexa; Aconoidasida; Haemosporida; Plasmodiidae. The transcript has a single exon. The record is from RefSeq and is a predicted model, not a curated record. Bases 1 to 3582 code for a protein of 1193 amino acids.